This is a messenger RNA of Aptenodytes forsteri (emperor penguin), 1005 nucleotides long. RefSeq names its product syntaxin 2 (gene STX2). Gene Ontology annotation, molecular function: SNARE binding; SNAP receptor activity. Gene Ontology annotation, biological process: synaptic vesicle fusion to presynaptic active zone membrane; intracellular protein transport; exocytosis. The record is from RefSeq and is a predicted model, not a curated record. NCBI's taxonomy places the organism in Eukaryota, Metazoa, Chordata, Aves, Sphenisciformes, Spheniscidae. Gene Ontology annotation, cellular component: plasma membrane; endomembrane system; synaptic vesicle.
AUGGCAGCCUUGAAAACGCCCAAGGGCAAAGCUAUUUUAUUUCAUAGAUUUGUUUUGUUGCUUUUACAGUGUAAAGGAAAUGAAGAUGGGGAGACAGUUAUUGUUGAAAAAGACCAUUUUAUGGAUGAUUUUUUCCAACAGGUUGAGGAACUUAGAAAUAAUAUAGCAAAAAUAGCACAAAAUGUGGAAGAAGUGAAGAAGCAGCAUAGCAUUAUCCUCUCAGCACCAAAUCCUGAAGGAAGUGAGUAUCACUUUUUUUUAGAUUUCAGAUAUCAAGGUAGAGUUGUAGAUGGUAAAAUCCGAGCCAGGUUAAAGGCUAUUGAACAAAGUUUUGAUCAGGGUGAAAAUGCUAAUCGGACAUCAGCGGACCUCAGGAUAAGAAAAACACAGCACUCUGUAUUAGCUCACAAGUUUGUGGAGGUCAUGACGGAAUACAACGAGACCCAAACUCUUUUUCGAGAACGCAGCAAAGGUCGGAUACAGAGACAAUUAGAGAUAACUGGAAAGACCACCACUGAUGAGGAACUGGAAGAAAUGUUAGAGAGUGGUAAUCCUUCAAUUUUCACUUCUGAUAUUAUAUCAGACUCUCAAAUAACUAGGCAAGCUCUGAAUGAAAUUGAGUCACGUCACAAGGAUAUUAUGAAACUGGAAUCUAGCAUACGGGAACUACAUGAAAUGUUUAUGGACAUGGCAAUGUUUGUUGAGACUCAGGGUGAAAUGAUCAACAACAUAGAAAAGAACGUGAUGAAUGCAUCAGAUUACGUGGAACAUGCAAAAGAAGAGACAAAAAAGGCAGUUAAAUAUAAAAGUAAAGCACGAAGGAAAAUGUGGAUAAUUAUCAUUGUGUCAUUGGUGUUGAUUGCCAUAAUUGAAAUUGGUGUUCAUAAUUAUAUGUGUAACUGUAUUGCUUCUGAUACUUGGAAUUAUCCUAGCAACAACACUAUCAUAGCAAGCACAUUCCAAGAGUUACGAACCUUCAGAAACUCCAAAAUACAUCUUCAGUAA